CGACCUUUUCCUUUUCUGUACUCUUCAAAGGAACCCUUUUUAUUGUCUGAAUGUAUAUCUUGGGAAAGAAAUGUCUAUGUUACCUUCAUCAGAUUGAUUGGUGGAUUCUGGAACUUGUAUCUUCCACGUGUUCAUAUUUCAUCAUACACCUUUCAAGAAAAAUAUUCUCACCAUAGCCUUGCAUUUGAAAAAGUGGUUGGUAUAAAGUGUUUCAGCGUUUAACCCAAAAGAAAGCAUCAAACGAAUUCUUUAUUGGAGUGCAACUCACAAUCUGAAUAAAAUAGAGGGAGACAGCUGGGGCUGACUUUAUUGAAAACUCAUUUGUAAUGUUUCAAGUUGGAGUUGUUUACCAAAGAAUCAGUUAAGAAGCAGGAAAAGUUGGUGAACAAUAUAAAGCACAGCUGCCUCCCUUUUGUCACAUUUUGAUCCCCUUUAUAAACCAAACUUCCUGUCUUCUCUCUACAAGCCACAUACAAUAGACAAUAGUCCAUUGACGACCUUCCUCAUUUAACAGUUCAAGACUUUAAACAUCAAGUUGGCACGAGAAAAUCCUGCAACAAGCAAUGGCAACUAGAAGCAUGAAGGGAACAAUACUUGCUGCAGUUUUUAUAGUUGCAGCAAGUUUAUGGCUGGGAGCUGGGGCUCAAUCAAGUUCAAGUUGCACCAAUGUGCUCAUUAGCAUGUCCCCGUGCCUGGAUUAUAUACAAGGAAACUCAUCAAAACCAUCUUCUUCAUGCUGCUCUCAGCUUGCUAAUGUUGUGAGGUCACAGCCUCAGUGCCUUUGCGAGGUCCUUAACGGUGGUACCUCAUCACUUGGUGUCAGUGUUAACCAGACCCAGGCCAUAGCUCUCCCAACAGCUUGCAAUGUUAAGACUCCCCCUGCCAGCCAGUGCAAUGCUUCUUCUUCUCCCUCUGACUCUCCAUCAGGAACAUCAAUUCCUCCUUCAUCAGGUGGUGGUUCUAGGACUGGUCCAACAACGGACAAUGGCACAUCAGCUGGGAACUCCACAAAGCUGUCAUUUUCACUGCUCUUCUUCUUCUUCUUGCUCUUUAUCACGGCGCAAGCUUCAAGCUUUAUCGCCAUCUAAGCAAUUCCGUCGCCGAUGGACCCUCUCUCCUCUAUUAGUUCCAUUUUAGUAGUUUUUUCUUCGCUGAUUUUCAAUUUGUUAUUAAAUUAUUGGGAGGAAUAAUUUCUUGGAGAUUGUAUUAGUUAUUUGGUUUUCUUCGUAUUUUUA
This is a messenger RNA of Durio zibethinus, 1235 nucleotides long. RefSeq names its product non-specific lipid transfer protein GPI-anchored 15-like. NCBI's taxonomy places the organism in Eukaryota, Viridiplantae, Streptophyta, Magnoliopsida, Malvales, Malvaceae. Gene Ontology annotation, biological process: lipid transport. Gene Ontology annotation, molecular function: lipid binding. The record is from RefSeq and is a predicted model, not a curated record.